Messenger RNA from Cyclospora cayetanensis, 564 nucleotides. RefSeq names its product 40S ribosomal protein S9. Bases 1 to 564 code for a protein of 187 amino acids. Gene Ontology annotation, cellular component: cytosolic small ribosomal subunit. The transcript has 3 exons. Gene Ontology annotation, biological process: positive regulation of translational fidelity; translation. Gene Ontology annotation, molecular function: rRNA binding; structural constituent of ribosome. NCBI's taxonomy places the organism in Eukaryota, Apicomplexa, Conoidasida, Eucoccidiorida, Eimeriidae. The record is from RefSeq and is a predicted model, not a curated record.
AUGAAGAGUUAUAUCAACCACAGCAAGACCGCCCGCAACCCCAAACGCCCCUUCGAGAAGGAGCGUUUGGACCAGGAGCUGCGGCUCUUGGGCGAGUAUGGCCUGAAGAACAAGCGGGAGGUAUGGAGGGUGCAGUAUGCACUUGCGAAGAUCCGUUCUGCGGCCCGUGAGCUGCUUACUUUGGAGGAUAAGGAUCCCCGUCGUAUCUUCCAGGGGACGGCGCUGCUCCGCCGCAUGGUUCGCUUGGGCCUUUUGAGUGAAGGCGAGCAGAAGCUCGACUAUGUGCUGGGUCUGACGGUACAGAAGUUCUUGGAGCGGCGUCUGCAGACUCGUGUGUUCAAGCUGGGUCUCGCAAAGUCAAUUCACCAUGCCAGAUGUCUCAUUAGACAGCGCCAUAUCCGCGUAGGCAAGCAAAUCGUAGAUAUCCCAUCGUUCAUGGUGCGUGUGGACUCUGAGAAGCACAUCGAGUUCGCGUUCACUUCACCUUACGGAGGUGGCCGCCCUGGUCGCGUAAGGAGAAAGUCUCUCAGGGGUGGAGAUGACAAGGAGGGGGAUGAAGAGUAA